Phlebotomus argentipes is the source of this 405-nucleotide messenger RNA. RefSeq names its product protein stunted-like. The record is from RefSeq and is a predicted model, not a curated record. The transcript has 4 exons. Gene Ontology annotation, cellular component: mitochondrial inner membrane. The coding region runs from base 106 to 276 and encodes 56 amino acids. Gene Ontology annotation, biological process: proton motive force-driven mitochondrial ATP synthesis. Gene Ontology annotation, molecular function: proton-transporting ATP synthase activity, rotational mechanism. Lineage: Eukaryota; Metazoa; Arthropoda; Insecta; Diptera; Psychodidae.
UCGCUCAUUUAUACGAGUUUUGUCACUUGAUUUUCUGAGGUGCCCUGAGAAGUUUUCUCUGUGCGUUUUCCUCGUUUUUUCCCGUGAAAUUCCAAUUAUUGCAAGAUGGUUGCGUGGCGACAGGCUGGUCUUACGUACAUCAACUACUCCAACAUCGCCGCCCGGACUCUGCGAAGGGCUCUGAAACCCGAAUUUCGGGCUGAUGCCGUUAAGCGGGAUGAGUCUCACAUCAAGUUCACCCCAUGGGCAAAUGGAAAGCCGAUAACUGAGAAGUAGAGAGAUGGUGAGCGAGAGAUGCUCUCUCUAGACCACCACCACGGAAUCCUCAUCCUAAUCUGAGCCCGUGAAGCGAGUCAUUUUGGAAUUAUGUUAGAGGAAUAAAUUAAAAGAUGUGAGAUGUAACCA